AUGUCGGACGCGUCUUUUGAAGAAGGGAGCGGAGUGUCCACUCCGAGUUUCGGGUCCAGUACUGUGGCCAGCAGCAGUUCGGCCACUCUGUCCGAGGAGAAAGUGGACCCUGGCUCGCUGACUAUGGAAAUGGUUGGACAGGGUCUAUCGGAGCUGAGUAAGACCGGGAACGGACUGGCACACGCCUAUGUACGGCUGGACCUGCACCGCAAGGAUCUGACAGACAUCCGUGUGUUGAGAGACCUGGUCCAUGUGCGUUUCCUGGACCUGUCCGGUAACAGACUGACAGACCUGUCCCCGCUGAACCACAUGGACCAUCUGCUGUGGCUCAGAGCCGACAGGAACGCGCUGACUGAAAUUAACAUCCAGGAGAGGCUCUUUCUACAGGUGGCGUCCUUCGCCUAUAACCAGAUAGAGACAUUGGAAGGCCUGUCCCAUCCACAGCUCCGGAUCCUUAACCUGAUGGGGAACCGACUACGGAGGGUCUCCGGGCUGGAACCGUGCAAACUCCGGGCUCUCACCACGGUAGAACUGCGUGGAAACAUGCUGGAGAGUACCGAGGGACUGUGCAUACCCUCGCUGCGAGAGUUAUACCUGGCAGCCAAUAAGCUUGAGAAGGUCGAAGGUCUGAGGAAGAUGCCGAACCUGAAAUUGCUACAUCUGCGUGACAACGUCAUUUCCUGUCUGAGCGGGUUCACUUCCGGCAUGAAGUCUCUCCAGUAUCUAAACCUCAGGGGGAAUCAGAUAAUGACCGUUAAAGAGGUGGAAAAACUACACCACCUGCACAGUCUGCGAACCCUGUCGCUGGCAGGCAACCCUCUAGCGGAGGAAGAGGCAGAGCAUUACGUGUUGGACGCGCUGUCCUACAUCCCAAGCCUAGACCGGAUCGACAAGCACCCUUUCUCGGGGGAGGAUCGCUCUGAGGCCGAAGCUUUGGCCGAGCUUCGCCGGCAAGAGUUAUCGAGCUCGGACUCGCUUGCGAACCUCCCGCACGAGCAAAUGUUUUCCUCCGCUAGCUCUGAGUUCAGUUCUGAUAUGAUAUAGACGCAGGGGGACAAACAGCGAGGGAAAUGUUUAUAGGAACCAGUUACUACGAAAUGUUGUUCAUUUUCCGCAAGCUCAGAGUUCAGCUCUGUUAUGAUACAUACGUGCCCCAAACCAUCUAAGAGAACUGUUAA
Messenger RNA from Branchiostoma belcheri (Belcher's lancelet), 1178 nucleotides. RefSeq names its product leucine-rich repeat-containing protein 23-like. NCBI's taxonomy places the organism in Eukaryota, Metazoa, Chordata, Leptocardii, Amphioxiformes, Branchiostomatidae. The transcript has 5 exons. The coding region runs from base 1 to 1044 and encodes 347 amino acids. Gene Ontology annotation, molecular function: protein binding. The record is from RefSeq and is a predicted model, not a curated record.